GCGUUGUCGAUCUACCAACCUUAUAGCCGUCGCAUCUUGCGGAUGCAGCAGCGACGGCGACGGCCGCCGAUACCUGGAGCUCUCAAGAUGAUAAAAAGAAUUUCCUCCCUGGGAAAGGCCAGCGAGAACGCCGUGUCGUCUCCGGCUCCCAUUGGACACUACAGUUCGAUAGACGUCAGCAGCGAGCUUUGCCGACCUCUCAAGCCAAAGCGUGUGAUGCUAUCAGCGAGAUGGACGUGGCGAAAGAGCUGGAUGGAAGGAGAAGGCUGUUCGCAGAUCCGCUUCAUUCAUUUGAAUCCGUGAAGAAGUGUCCAAGAGCAAGACAGAUGGCAGGCGGCAGGCGCAGAAGCACACAGGUGCAGAGGAUACAGUCUUACAAAGCUGCUCUAACAAGAUCAGUGAAGUCGCCAUAUGCCGACUCGAGGCGAUAAAUUCACUUAUGAUGAUUGUCGGAUUUUAAGGAGCCGGGCAGUGGGCUGUUCGAAGCAAUUGUCGUUUCAACUCAUGCUUAGACCAUCGUUUGCAUGAAGGCUCGCAAAGCUGGCUUCCAGACUCCAUGGAAGUACGGAGAUGAGUUUCCUGUGGAAAGGCCAGG
Molecule: messenger RNA, 595 nt
Organism: Pseudocercospora fijiensis CIRAD86
Lineage: Eukaryota; Fungi; Ascomycota; Dothideomycetes; Mycosphaerellales; Mycosphaerellaceae
Exons: 1
Coding region: 43-303 (86 amino acids)
Source: RefSeq, a predicted model, not a curated record